Molecule: messenger RNA, 1835 nt
Organism: Rhineura floridana
Lineage: Eukaryota; Metazoa; Chordata; Lepidosauria; Squamata; Rhineuridae
Gene: RAD51C
Product: RAD51 paralog C
Exons: 9
Coding region: 123-1244 (373 amino acids)
Biological process (GO): DNA repair; reciprocal meiotic recombination; meiotic DNA recombinase assembly
Cellular component (GO): replication fork; Rad51B-Rad51C-Rad51D-XRCC2 complex; Rad51C-XRCC3 complex
Molecular function (GO): crossover junction DNA endonuclease activity; ATP-dependent DNA damage sensor activity; ATP binding
Source: RefSeq, a predicted model, not a curated record
AGGAGCCUUGGCCCGAUGGCUUCUGUGGGAGGAGAAAACGCGGCCCGGAAAGGGGGCCGGCUUUGAGGCGGAGAGAACUGCGGAGGGCCGCCUUCCUCACCUCCUUCUCUUUCUGGGUCGUCAUGGAGCAGAGAGAUGUGGGCAGCUUCCCUUUGGCGCCGGCUCUGCGGGCGAAGCUGGUCGCUGCCGGCUUCCAGACAGCCCAAGACGUCCUGGAUGUCGGGCCGUGCCAGCUCAGCAAAGAAACUGGGAUUUCAAAACAGGAGGCAUUAGAAAUUUUGCAAGAGAUCAGGCGGGAACGACAUGGUGAUGGAGCGAAGCCUGCUGGGGAUCAGGCGUCAGCCAAGAAGUACACAGCGCUUGAACUUCUGGAAGAGGAACAAGCACAAGGUUUCAUCAUAACCUUUUGCUCUGAAUUGGAUGGUAUCCUGGGAGGGGGCAUUCAGGUGACCAAAAUCACAGAGAUCUGCGGAGCACCAGGUGUCGGCAAGACACAGCUCUGCAUGCAACUGGUGGUGGAUGUGCAGAUUCCAGAAUGCUUUGGAGGGCUUGCUGGGGAAGCUGUUUUCAUAGAUACGGAGGGAAGCUUUAUGGUAGACCGAGUCGUGGAUAUAGCAGCAGCCUGCGUUGAGCAUUGCCGGCUUAUUGCUGAAAUGCAUCCAGAAGAAGACCAUCAAGCAGCCCUGGAGAUCUUCUCCCUUGAAAAUAUUCUUUCUCAUAUCUAUUACUUCCGUUGUCAUGACUAUGUGGAGCUACUGGCUCAGGUCUACCUCCUCCCAGACUUCCUCGCUGGACACUCAAAGGUACGAUUGGUUGUGAUUGAUGGAGUUGCCUUCCCUUUCCGCCAUGACUUUGAGGAUCUCUCACUGCGAACACGGCUUUUGAAUGGCCUGGCCCAGCAGCUGAUUAGUAUUGCAAACGAACACACAUUAGCUGUAGUGUUGACCAAUCAAAUGACGACAAGAAUUGGACAAAGUCAUUCCUCUUUGGUACCUGCCUUAGGAGAAAGCUGGGGGCAUGCAGCUACUGUCCGUUUAAUUCUGCACUGGGAUAACAAACGGAGGUUGGCAACGUUGUACAAGUCUCCAAGUCAGAAGGAGUCAACUGUGUCAUUUUGUGUUACGUCUCACGGAUUUAGAGAUGUUCAGCUUCCACGCCCAAAUCUGACCCCAGCAGAAGAUGAAGUAAACCCUCGUAAAAGGCCACGGCUGGAACAGGUGCAAGAAAAUGAUUCAGAACAAUAAAUUGCAGCAGCAGCAACGUCAUUUGAAAAUGUUUCCACUGAAGGAGGACUUCAGAGUGCUCAAGACUCUAUUUCACUUUGCAGGGAAAAUGCAUUUAAUUUUAAUCCAUCCCAUGGUAUGACUUUAUCUUCCUCACUUUUGUAUCUCACCAACCACUAUUACAUUUCUUUUCAAAUAAAAGUGUUUAUUUAAAACACCUGGUUUCCAGAGGAGUAACGGUCUUAAAGUCUGGAAUCCAAUACAUGUCUGCUCAGCAGUAAGCUUCAUUGGGUUCAAAAUGUGUAUUGGAUUACAGCCUUCAGCAGCAAAAACACCAAAGACUCCCCUGGCACCUUAAAAGUUGAAGUCGUUGUGACAUAAACUUUUGUAGACCGUCAUCCACUUCAUCAAACGAUAGGGUGGACUGUAGACCACGAAAGUUUAUCCCAUAAUUUGUCACCUUUUUUUUAAGGUGCCACUAACCAGUUCUUGGAUCUUCUUAGGCAGGAGAACUACAGUGUGCCUUCUAAAACAGGCAUUCCCAAAUCUGUGGUCCGUGAGCUUCAUUCAGCUGACCUGUACCCUGUCUGCGUUAAAUAUUCAUAUUGAUUA